AUGCUGAACUUACAACAACCUGAGCCGGUAAAAGUUCAUAAAGAAGAAAAGAAAGAAUUCCCCAAGUCGAUUCCACCUCACAUUGGUAUUGGCGCUCCCGAGGACACUCUGCAAUCCUGCUACGGCCUCAUCCCGAAGCCCCCACACAAGGACAUCAUCAAAUACAACCUCAACGCUAAUAAGUAUCUUCGUUACCUUUGUGAGUUGGACUGGGUACAUCCAGAAGACGAUGGCAGGAAGUUUGUGAUGUCGUACAGCCUCGCCGAUGGUUCUAUCAAGAUUGGUGAGAUUCCUAGAAGGAACUCUGGAAUUCGAGAGGGAAAGUUCUUACAAGCUAUGAAGCUGGAGACUCCCGAAUCAGACCAUAACUUCCCAACGUACUUUACUCCUGAAAGAUUCUAUAUAGGAGCCAUAAUACCGGUAUUCAAGCACCGUUUCCGUAUAAUCGGGUGCGAUCUAUUCGUGUAUCGAUACAUGACAGCCAAUCCAGAGAAGUUCCCGCAAGAAGUUAUAGACAACGUGCGCAACUACCACUUGCGCGAGGGCAACUUGAAGGAUGAACUUACGACUGCGUUCCGCGAGGAGCAAUCGGCAGAAACUCGUGCGCAACUUGCGAAGAUUGGCUCAGCGGCCGUUGCGGAACCGAGCGCAAUGGAGCGUUGUCUGGCCGCGCUCGACGUGGUGGAGGGCAGUACCAGCCCACCGCGACCUCCAACUCCUCCCAUGACAACUGACCGCAUCUCUUACGACGAAUCGUUGCGAGUAACACGACAGAGCAAACCGACGUGCGAAAACAUUACGCCUCUCAAAGGCAUUCUGAAGUCUGGAGCAGCUCGAGACGAUCACCAAAAGGUGGUGUGCUUCAGUGGCCCCUCUGCAGACGAACACAGGGAGGCUAGGUUGCAGAAACCGACUUACCCGCCAGGGCAGCAGCCUCAUUAUAACGAGGACGAAGACUUCUGUGACCAAUUUAAGGAUCCGGAUGCAGCGGAGCGCGCAGAACGUCGUGCUCACGAGGUGUGUCCGUAUGAGAUCGUGCCUAGCUCGCAGAUCUCGAAUGCCAUCGGAGAUGACAAAGUGGAGAAGCCACAACUGCCUGGAUACCUCGGCACUUAUGGCGUCGACUGCAAGCAGGUACCCGAAUACAUGAAGCUCGCUCCGGAUGCGUAUGAGCAAGUGAAGAAGUUACGUCGAGAUGUUCCCGUUAUAUCACCCGCUGCAACGCGUGUGGCCGACUACCCGCGCCUCCCACCAGACUCCGUCGACACAUGUGUCCACCCGCCAUCUACAGACACCGGAGCCUGUGCUCCACGCAAAGAAGAAGAUGUAUCCUUCGCCUGCAGACACGUAGAAGCUAAAAAACCUUGCUGCGAUCCCCUAGAGAGAAAGACUGAUCCUACUGCAGUUUUACCCAGAAUGUAG
Spodoptera exigua (beet armyworm) is the source of this 1422-nucleotide messenger RNA. Lineage: Eukaryota; Metazoa; Arthropoda; Insecta; Lepidoptera; Noctuidae. The record is from the annotation of a GenBank genome assembly.